GCAGCAGCUCUGCGCCUCCGCCAGUGCCGGCCGGUCCCGAGGCAGAACCGAGCAACCCCGCUGCGUCCACGCAGCCCGCGGCAGCCCGAGUGCCCCUGGGGAGGCCGAGCUCGGGCCGUUGAGCUUUCUGCAUCUCGGUUGCUCCAGGGCUGGCUCCGUGUGACCCUGGCGGGACUCCCCAACAUCGGCGAGGACGCUACGCUGGGACUGCUGCUGGAUGCGCUGAGGGUUGGAGGCCCUGAUACCCGUGAGACUGGUCCCUUGCCAGGUGGCUGCUCUUGUCCCACACUGUCGUCCUUCACUUUCGAGGAGUAACCAGACCAGCUGUCCUGUUUGGUCGCUUCCUGCCACCAACACCCUGCAAUCCCUGCUCUUGGUGUGGUUCGCAGGUCCUGGACAUAUCAGCUCUCCCAAGGGUGUGAGCAAGGUGCUGGGCUGACUGAUCUGGGAGACCCCCCGGCUCCAGGUGCUAAAGCCUGCUCAUCUGCCUGCCCCCAAACCUCCUUAAGCCACUCUACCUGUGGGCAUCACCAUGGCAGCCCAGAGCAGAAACACUAGUUUCACACCCAACUUGAAUCUACCCCAAGACCAUGGCUCCUCGCUCUCCUUCAACCUCAGCUACGGUGAUUAUGACCUCCCUCUGGAUGAGGACGAGGACAUGACCAAGACCCGGACCUUCUUCGCAGCCAAGAUUGUCAUCGGCGUGGCCCUGGCAGGCAUCAUGCUGGUCUGUGGCAUUGGCAACUUUAUCUUCAUUGCUGCCCUUGCCCGCUACAAGAAGCUGCGAAACCUCACCAACCUGCUCAUUGCCAACCUGGCCAUCUCCGACUUCUUGGUGGCCAUCAUCUGCUGCCCCUUUGAGAUGGACUACUACGUGGUACGCCAGCUCUCCUGGGAGCAUGGCCAUGUGCUCUGUGCCUCCGUCAACUACCUGCGCACUGUCUCCCUCUAUGUCUCCACCAAUGCGCUGCUGGCCAUUGCUAUUGACAGAUACCUGGCCAUCGUCCACCCCCUGAAGCCACGGAUGAAUUACAAGACAGCCUCCUUCCUGAUCGCGCUGGUCUGGGUGGUCUCCAUUCUCAUUGCCAUCCCAUCGGCCUACUUUACCACGGAGACCGUCCUCUUCAUUGUCAAGAGCCAAGAGAAGAUCUUCUGCGGCCAGAUCUGGCCAGUGGACCAGCAGCUGUACUACAAAUCCUACUUCCUCUUCAUCUUUGGCCUGGAGUUCGUGGGCCCCGUGGUCACCAUGACCCUGUGCUAUGCCAGGAUCUCCCGGGAGCUCUGGUUCAAGGCUGUCCCUGGCUUCCAGACAGAGCAGAUCCGGAAGCGGCUGCGCUGCCGCCGGAAGACAGUGCUGGUCCUCAUGGGCAUCCUCACAGCCUACGUGCUGUGCUGGGCACCCUUCUACGGCUUCACCAUCGUGCGCGACUUCUUCCCCGCCGUGUUUGUCAAGGAGAAGCACUACCUCACUGCCUUCUACGUGGUCGAGUGCAUCGCCAUGAGCAACAGCAUGAUCAACACCGUGUGCUUCGUGACAGUCAAGAACAACACCAUGAAGUACUUCAAGAAGAUGAUGCUUCUCCACUGGCGCCCCUCCCACCAUGGGAGCAAGUCCAGCGCUGACCUUGACCUCAAAACCAGCGCCGUGCCGGCCACAGAAGAGGUGGACUGUAUCCGGCUGAAGUGACCUGCCGUGCUCUGGAAUUGAAAAUGUAGCACCAGUACUUAGAGUGUCACACACCAUCAACCAAGUCACAGGCUGUGCGACAAGGUACAGCUGUGUCCACAGCUCCCUGCCCUCCAGGAGCUGGAUGCUUCUGAGUAAUGACACACAAUGUCCAGAUACCAACCACCCCAGCCGGCAUUCACUGAUGUCUACUGAACACCCACCACGUGCAAGGCACAAUGACAAAACUAGACACAAUUGGCAGCAAGUGACAUGGACCACACACCUACGGUGAGCAGACCACUCCAAUGUGAUUGCACAGCAUGAUGGGGACUGACACUUACCGAUAGCAUUCUGUGUGCAGGAACUUGGAAAGCAAAGCAAAGUGGCAGAAGCUAUUGCAGUCAUUAAGCUAUAUGUAGAUGUAUAAAGGGCUGGACAGAAGCCACUUGUGGUUAUCUGGAUCCCCCAAGCCCCACCUGUGUUCCCUCAUUCUGUCCCUUGUCCAUGCAGGAAUUCCAAGAGGCUGCAGGAGAGGGCACUCGGACACAGUAGAAAUUCAAGGACAAGUCCCUCAGUAUGGAGUUCACUGCCUCAUGGGAAAAGUCAGUGCCAGCGCACUGGCCGUCCCCACCCAGCUCCUACUAUCUUCUGAGAUAUUCUUUAGGAUAUUCUCUGAAGAGUAGUCUUCCUUGAGACCAAGCCAGUCUAUGGUUAUACGGUUAUCUACCAUCGUGUAAUUUCAAAGGGAAAGAAGCAAAAUGUCUUUGCCCCCAUCCUAGAAUCUUGUCAUUCUGUUGGCUUAAGAGAGGCAAUCUUGGGGCUGGGGAGAUGACUCAGUAAAAUAAGCACUUGCUUGGCAAGCACAAGGUCCUGAGUUCAAUCCCCAGUACAGGAAAAAAAAGGGGGCCAAUCUUGAGAACACACCAGUUCCUGAAGCUUCAGAACAAAUGAUUCCAGGAGCUCCAAGGGCAGAGGAAGAGACCAGAGAGUUGGAGGUUGCCACUGGUGAUGAACAUAAUUGUGUAGUUGCUUUACAAAGACCUGAACCAUUUCCUAGAAUAUGCCCUCUUUUACAAAAAGAGCAUUUCUUGGAAUCCCUGGGUUCAAGUGUGACUCGAGGGAUCAUGUGACCUAGAUGUCUCUCCUCUGUGUCUCAGUAUGGCUUUGAUGAAUGGGGACAAUGAAGAUACCUCCUCUGCCUGAUGUUCUCAGUACCAUUGGGAAAGCCUUCUGAGGUCAUAGUAUAUGAAUAUAAUUUUCAACUGUACACAUGGUAGUAAUGAGUAAGUGAUGUUGAACCAUUUGUUUGACAGGAGUUUGUUUAGGAAUUCCAUGUCCUAUAGGGUUUUGGGGGG
Octodon degus (degu) is the source of this 3024-nucleotide messenger RNA. RefSeq names its product prokineticin receptor 2 (gene Prokr2). The coding region runs from base 533 to 1687 and encodes 384 amino acids. The record is from RefSeq and is a predicted model, not a curated record. Gene Ontology annotation, cellular component: membrane. NCBI's taxonomy places the organism in Eukaryota, Metazoa, Chordata, Mammalia, Rodentia, Octodontidae. Gene Ontology annotation, biological process: neuropeptide signaling pathway. The transcript has 5 exons. Gene Ontology annotation, molecular function: neuropeptide Y receptor activity.